Molecule: messenger RNA, 1630 nt
Organism: Coffea arabica (coffee)
Lineage: Eukaryota; Viridiplantae; Streptophyta; Magnoliopsida; Gentianales; Rubiaceae
Source: RefSeq, a predicted model, not a curated record
GCUUGAUAGGCACGGUACAUAUAGAAGCAAGAAACUUACUUUGUUCCCGCCAUUGUUGAGAUAUAGCAACUGAGGUUGAUGGUUGGCAAACAAAGCUCUUGAUUCUCGUUAAGAAAGCUCUUGGCAAACAAAGGUCUUGGCAAACAAGCUGAAGAGUCUCUUAGCUCAUUAAGAAAAAUUUACCAGGAUGGUUAUCACUGAUGUUCAUGAUAUUGUGCUCCAUUUUAUGGGAAGAAAAGUAAGAGUGGCUAAGAGUUAUUGUCGCCUUCUUGAAUAUUUUAUCAAUUCUUCUUUGCUGUUGUCUCCAACCUCAGCAUCCCAGGCACAGCUGCUUGUGCAACCUGUUGCAGUUGGUCUGUCUAUUGGGUUGUUUCCUGUUCCUAAGGACCCUGAAGUGUUUGUUCGUAUGAUGCAGUCUCAGGUUCUGGAUGCGAUAGUUCCCAUCUGGAAUCACCCUUUGUUUCCAAAUUGUAAUCCAGUUUUUAUAACUUCUAUUAUUUCACUAAUCACUCAUGUAUAUUCUGGUGUUGCUGAUGUUAAACAAAAUCGUAGUGGGUUGUUAGGGAAUACAAACCAACGUUUGGUGGCUCCACCACCUGAUGAAGCUACCAUUGCUACCAUUGUUAAGAUGGGGUUCUCAAGAGCAAGAGCUGAGGAGGCAUUAAGAAGAAUGGAAACUAAUAGUGUCGAAAUGGCUAUGGAAUGGUUAAAUAGUCAUGCUGAAGAUCCUGUGCUGGAGGAUGAUGAAUUGGCUCGUGCACUUGCUUUAUCUCUAGGAAAUUCCUCAUAAGCAUCUAAAGUCGAUAACACUGAAAAAUCAGUGGAUGUUUUGGCAGAAGAGGAACAAAUUAAGACCCCUUCUGUUGAUGACAUCCUUGCUGCAACAAUGAAGUUGUUUCACAGUAGUGAUUCAAUGGCUUUCCAGUUGACAGAUUUGCUUGUGACUCUUUGCAAUAGGAACAAAGGAGAAGACCGUGAUCGGGUGAUUCCUUAUCUUGUAAAGCAGCUACAGCAAUGCCCCAUGGAAUUCUCAGAGGAUAAUAGUGCAUUGUGCAUGGUUUCACAUACUUUAGCAUUGAUUUUAUCUGGAGCUGAAAAUGCUCGACAAAUUGCUGUGCAGAGUGGCAUUGUCCCAUUGGCAAUUGAUAUCUUGAUGAACUUCAAAGCAAGGACUACUGCAGGAAAUGAGAUUUUGAGCCCGAAAUGUAUUAGUGCCUUACUUCUAAUCCUAGAUAAUUUGUUGCAAUCCAGGCCCAAAAUCUCUCGUGAAAGUACAGAAGAGACUGCAGCAGGACUAAUACCUGACUCAUCAGAGGAACAUGUUGCAUCUCCAGUUCUGGAAGAUGUUGCUGAGAAAAAAUCCACUCCUCUUUUGCAGGAUAAAGAAAGUAGCACCAUCUUUGAGAAAACAUUUGGAAAACCUACAGGCUUUUUGACGAUGGAAGAUUGUGGUAAUGUAUUGAUAAAACAGCAUGUACCAGCUUUGGUUAUGCAGGCCGUUCUUCAAUUAUGUGCUCGCUUGACAAAACAACAUGCUCUGCCAGAAAGAGCCGUUGCCUUCCAUUUUGUUCACUACUAACGUUCAGACCUUAAUGAAUGCAUUGGUCUCACUUACACCCCCUCAAGUUUC